AUGUCAAGAAGCAAUGUCUUGUCUACGGACGAAGCCAUUGAGAAUCUCAUUUCCACUUUCAACGAACUCAACAGCAACAGUAUUGAUGAGCUCCACGAUGAACCAAGUCCCCUAGAAUUCAUGCGAUAUGUUGCUCGCAACACACCAUUCGUGAUAAGGGGCGGGGCUUCAUCAUGGAAAGCCUGUCAGGACUGGAACUCUGCGUAUCUGCUUUCUGUGAUGAAAGGGCAGAAUGUGAAUGUUGCUGUCACGCCAUAUGGGUUAGUUCCCUCUGCUGGAUAUGAGCAACGAAAGGAGCCGUUCGCUGACUCUGAUGACAGCAAUGCUGAUAUGCCUACCGUGCCACCUGGUGAAGAAUCAAUGGUCUUUGCAAAGCCUCACUAUGAGGAUCAACCCUUUGAAGAGCUACUUGAGUAUGUAGCACGUCAAGGCGCAGAUCCUGACUUUCCUCCUGAUGCCGAAGUGCGAUAUGCCCAAACUCGUAAGUUAUCCUAUUUCUCUCCCGGAGCCUUUACUGAUUGUCCUCGAGAAAAUGACAACCUGCGCGAAGAGUACAUCUCUCUCUUCUCAGACGUACAAAAGGACAUCCCUUUUGCAAGGAUAGCACUAGACAAGUGCCCCGAUGCCGUGAACCUAUGGAUCGGUAACUCUAAAUCCGUUACAGCUAUGCACAAAGACAAUUACGAAAACAUUUAUGUACAGAUUCUGGGACGAAAGCACUUCGUUCUACUGCCUUCUUUAUGCCACCCCUGCGUCAACGAGCAACCUCUCAAGGCCGCAACGUACACGCGCGGAGAGAAUGGCAUGGAAUUAAAGAUUGAUGAUACUUAUGAUGAGGCUGUUCCUUUCGCAAUUUGGGAUCCGGAUAGGCCUGAGCAAAAUGCUACAAAGUUCUCCCAUCUUGCCCAGCCUUUACGAGUAACAUUGAACCCCGGAGAUAUGCUUUAUCUUCCCGCUAUGUGGUACGUCAUUUCACAAACCUCUUUUUUCCACUAUUCAUCAAUUACUAAAAUCGGUUAG
Messenger RNA from Fusarium musae, 1020 nucleotides. RefSeq lists its product as uncharacterized. The record is from RefSeq and is a predicted model, not a curated record. Bases 1 to 1020 code for a protein of 339 amino acids. Gene Ontology annotation, molecular function: 2-oxoglutarate-dependent dioxygenase activity. NCBI's taxonomy places the organism in Eukaryota, Fungi, Ascomycota, Sordariomycetes, Hypocreales, Nectriaceae. The transcript has a single exon.